AUGGGUAACGAAUCUUCACGAGAUAUGAACGGUUAGUUUAUUUUCUUUUUCAAAAAAAACUUCAUUUUCUUCGUGAGCUGAGCAAAAUCAACAACAACAAGAAAACAUUUGAAGUAUAUAACAACAACAACAAUAAUAUUUUCUUCUUUUUGCAAACUAUUUACGGAUGUUAUUGUGGUGCUCAAUUUUGUUCGUUCGAAAUCACAUAGAGACGAAAAGCACACACGUCCUUGAUCAGCCCUAUAACGUGACAUAUUGCUCUUUGUUUUUGCUCAUAUCCAGUCAAAAAACCGUGUGACUUGACUUGACCAAGCACGAGCGUUUUUCUCGAAAAACAUUCAUUCAUUUUUUUUUUUCUAAUUACAAAAAACUACUCCUGUUAAUAUAUUUAACUUAUUUAUUUAUUAUGGUUCGAUUAACCAGAUAUUCUGAAGAACGAGAUAUUCCAUCAAGAUCAUCUAGAGUUUCACCAUUUUUUGGUCCAUACAACAACUGUAACUCGAUUGACGAGUUAUGUGAUCGUUUUACACGUUAUCAUCGACAUGUUCGAGGUGACUAAUAAUUCAUAUUUGCUUUUUUAUCAUGCACUAUUUUAGUAUGUAUCAACACUUUUUUUAGAGCAAAACAAACUAUCAAAAUUUGUUAGUUUACCUUGGAGACAAAAUCUGAAAUAUAAACAUUAAAAAAUAUUUACAUCAUAAUAGUUCUGAAAUUUGCGGCAUCUGUUUCAUGAAACGUUCAUCCACAUAUUUUUUCGUUGUAAUAGUUGUGAGCAGGUGGAGAUGAGAUGAGCUUCGAUUCAUAUUUCUAUUUCCACACAUUUCCCAACACUUUCCUCUUAUUCAAUAAUUUUUAUUUCAGAUAUGGUAAACAUGUUUCAAGUAGACGCUGAAACUCAGGAAAUUAUUAAUCAGAGUUAGUUUAUUUUUUAAAGUAAAAUUUUUCUAUACAUAAAACAAUGUAUUUCAGCACCGACAACCCGUCCACCAUUAGGAUUUCAUAAUAUUCGAGGCGCAAACGUAGUUUUACAACGAAGUGAGUUUUAUUACAACAUGAUCAGAAUAUUCAAUGAAAAAUCGAGAUGAAUAAUUUUUAGAUGGACGAGUUGCACGACGACGCGAAAGUUUUUGUAAAGGUCUAGCAUUCUCAAAUCGACCGGUUGAAAUUGACGAAAAUGUAUGUAUCAAGUUAAGCGAAGUGGCAACAAAUUGGUCAGGAGUUUUGCGAUUUGGAGUAACAAAUUUCGAUCCGGAUACAUAUCGAAAUAUUCCGGUGCCAAAGUAAAUAAACAAACAAUCAAUAUUGUUUUCAGAAAUAAAUAUAUUCAUUAAUUUGUUUUCAGGUUUGCAUGUCCCGAUUUAACAACAAAAGAUGGUUAUUGGGCAAAAGCGCUUCCUGAAAGAUAUUCUGUUGAAGGCAAUAUUUUGCAUUUUUAUGUUAAUCGAGCUGGAGAAUUGUAUUACGGUAUCAAUGGCUCACAAAAAGGAAUAUUUCUUUCAACUAUCAAUACAACUCUUCCAAUGUGGUUAAUUGUUGAUAUUUAUGGAAAUUCAGUUGCUCUCGAGUUUCUAGGUGAGAUUUUUUGAUUUUCUGGUUUUUUGCUUACAGUAAAAAAAUUUUUCGAUAGCCAACAUUUUUAAAUUCACAACAUCAGAUAAAAAUACUUGAAAUAGAAUGUUCUAUAGGGAUUUUAAUAAACCCAUUUUUUUCAAAAAUAAAACCCGAUAAAUCAAUAAACCCAUGUUGUUUCAAGUGACCGAUCAGUCGGAAACCGGUUUUUGUUUUUCUGUUUUCCUUAUUUCCUCAAAAUGACUCAUCGAGCUUUAUGUUUAUUUUUUCUCAGACGCGUCCGAGUUUCGUCCACGUCGAUCAGCAACUCAACCGCCACCAAUAACACCAUCUACUAUGCCGCCAGUUCACGUUCCGCCACCUAGAAUUGCACCAACGCCACCAACCGCUGAAGAUAGCUCAAGUAGAAGACAUUUGCGAAUGAUGAGAAAUGGUGAGUUUUUUUGGAUCUAUUCAAAACGGGAUACUGUAAAUCAAUUCAUUGAUCCCCAUAGUUUGUGAAAUUCAAUAAUUUUUCAGUGCCGUUGCAACCAUUACGUUUUCACCGUGUUACUGGCCGUCACAUCACCCUCAACAGUAUGAAAGAUAUGGCAGUUCGAGAUUCGGCUGAAUAUUCGCAAGGAUAUGUGUUCACUGAAAGACCGAUGAAAAAUAAUGAGAAAGUUUGUGUGAUGGUUAGUUUUUUUCCCGUUUCUGAAGAAAAAACACCUUGAUGCUCUAGCAAGAUGAAAAUAUUCAGGUGAACGCCAUCGAACCGUUGUAUGAGGGAGGUCUUGCUUUUGGAUUCACAUGUUGCGAUCCAUCAAAUUUGCGAACCACCGAACUUCCUGAUGAUUCUUCCGAUCUUAUUGAAAUGCCGGAUUAUUGGGUUGGAAUCAAGGAUAUUGCACUUCAACCAAAAGUUGAUAGCUUACUUUCAUUUUGGAUGACUGAAUCAGGUAAUUUUCAGAUUUUCGUUGGAAACAAAAGGUUUAUUUUAUCGAAAAAUAUAAGAUUGCGUUAGAUUCUGUUUCUUAAUCUUCAAAAUAAGCUAUCCUGAUUCCCUGAAACUAUUGAAGGAGAGAAUAAAAAAAAACUAAUUGUGAAACAAUGGGGUCCUGCAUAGAAUUUCAGCAUAAAAAUCUCAUCGUUUUGCAGGAGAGGUGUUUUUUGAAAUUGACAAUCGUGGACCUCGUUCCGUCCUUUUCGUCGACAACACAAUUGAUUUAUAUAUGUACUUUGAUGUGUAUGGCGCAACAACUGCAAUCAAACUUCUCGGUUGGUGCGACGCAAAUGCUACGGCCGCAAGUAGCGCAACAACAAGUGCAUCCUCAUCAACACGAACAGAACAACAUCGCAAUUUCUGUCCAUCAAUUCCUGUUCGACCAGCUAGGUUUGUGUUUUUUUUUGAUAUAGGGUCAAUGCACUUUUUUUCCUUCCUGAUCAGCUGUUAAGUUUAUGAUUGUCAUGUGUUUUCAUUUUUUAUUUUUUCAGAGAGACACCAGGAGGUGCAAAUGGAUUAAGAGUUGAUUUAACGAGAACAUCUCCUGUAUAUAACGGGAUCACGAGACCAACGAUGAGUGUCGAUGAAAUUUUGGAAACUCCAAUCACACCUCAAAAUGUAAACAUUUUCUCGUGUUGAAUAAAAAAACAAUAAUAAUUUCUGUUCAGAUCACACCAAUUACUCCAACAUUCCGAAAUAUUGAACCACCUGCAAUACCAAGUCGACCAGCACCAAUUGCUCCGCCACCAACUUGUCCGCCACCAAGACCACCAGUUCCCGCAAAAGAAGCUACACCAAGUAGUAAUGAUGGACCAGAAAAUGAUGGAGAGUGUGUGGUAAGUUAUGAUAAAGCUUCAGAUUGAAUCGGGUUUAGAUUUUUGCCAGCUUUGGUUCGAAAAAUAUUUGUAAAAAAUUACCAGCCCUGGUUCAGAAAAGUUCCAAAAGAUUCCGGUAAAAGUUGAUGAAUGAACCCAGCUAAACCUUUUUCAAAAAAAACAAUUAUUUUUUCAGCUCUGUAUGGAAGCCAAAGUGAACGCAGUUCUAUACACUUGCGGUCACAUGUGUAUGUGUUACAAUUGUGCACAACGUCUUCUAGAAACUCGCCUUCCAUGUUGUCCAAUUUGUCGAGCUCAAAUUCGCGACGUUAUUCGUUGUUUCAAAUCUUAA
Molecule: messenger RNA, 3718 nt
Organism: Caenorhabditis angaria
Lineage: Eukaryota; Metazoa; Nematoda; Chromadorea; Rhabditida; Rhabditidae
Source: the annotation of a GenBank genome assembly